Molecule: messenger RNA, 2372 nt
Organism: Budorcas taxicolor (takin)
Lineage: Eukaryota; Metazoa; Chordata; Mammalia; Artiodactyla; Bovidae
Gene: TMEM268
Product: transmembrane protein 268
Exons: 11
Coding region: 233-1267 (344 amino acids)
Source: RefSeq, a predicted model, not a curated record
AGAAGAAGUCUUCCCUCAAUCCAAGAUGGUGGUACCCAUCAGAGAGGGCCGAACAAGGACUCAAGAUUUUAUUGCUGGCUUUAUAGUCUAGAAAGCACAGGGCCUGGCGCUAGAAGAUUCUUAGGGAGUGUCUAUGGAGUAAAAAUAAUGAUUGGCAGGCGAAGCUGAGCUGGCUGCUCCAGGAUGAACCGCGGCUCCAAGAAGGGGAAGUAGGAGUCUUGCUGGUGCUGCUAUGGCGUGUGAACCACAGAUGGGCCCUGGCGGGGCGGCUGGCCCCUUGCCCACCUCCUCCCCUGGCUGGAGUCCCUUGCCUGGCGGAAGCCCUCCUGGCUGGGGGCAAGAGCUCCGCAGUGGCCAGGUCCUUACGGUGCUCCGGAUCGACAAUACCUGUGCGCCCAUCUCGUUUGACCUGGGAGCCGCUGAAGAGCAGCUGCAGACCUGGGGUAUUCAGGUCCCAGCUGACCAGUACAGGAGCCUGGCUGAGAGCGCCCUCUUAGAGCCCCAAGUGAGGAGAUACAUCAUCUACAACUCGAGGCCCAUGCGGCUGGCCUUCGCUGUGGUGUUCUACGUGGUGGUGUGGGCCAACAUCUACUCCACCAGCCAGAUGUUUGCCCUGGGGAACCACUGGGCAGGCGUGCUGCUCGUGACCCUGGCUGCCACAAGCCUCACCCUGACUCUCGUGCUCAUCUUUGAGAGACACCAGAGGAAGGCCAACACCAACACAGACCUCAGGCUGGCAGCUGUCAAUGGAGCCCUUCUGAGACACCGGGUGCUGCUGGGGGUGACGGACACAGUGGAAGGCUGCCAGAGUGUGAUUCAGCUCUGGUUUGUCUAUUUCGACCUGGAGACCUGUGUGCAGUUUUUGUCCGAUCACAUUCGAGAGAUGAAGAUGAGCCAAGAGUCCUUGCUGAGAAGCAGAUUGAGCCAGCUGUGUGUUGUCAUGGAGACUGGGGUGAGCCCCACAGCCGACGAGGGGCCGGAGAACCUGCUGGAGGAAACUCCUCUCCUGCCUGACCGUCCGGGUUCCACGGAGAAGCCGCUCCUGCAGACUGAACUUCGCCAGCUUGUUCCUGAGGCUGAGCCGGAGGAAAUGGCCCAGCAGCUGCUGGCAGUGUUUGGUGGCUACUACAUCCGGCUCCUCGUGACCUCUCAGCUACCCCAGGCACUGGGGACACGACACAUGGACUCUCCAAGGAUUCCAUGCCCCUGCCAGCUCAUAGAAGCCUACAUCCUGGGCACGGGGUGCUGCCCAUUCCUGACCAGGUGACCUUGGAACGAAGGUACUCCUCUUCCUCCAGGACUGAAGGACCCUGCACCAAAAUGGCUUGUCGACAGUCCACGCUGACCCCUGGCCUUUGCAGAAGCCGAUGGUCCCACUCUGACCUACUUUCUGUGCUGCUUAGAACCGUUGGCAUGAGUGGAAGGGGCCCCUCGCCCAUCCCUUUCAUUGUCUGGUGAGCCCUGAAAAUGUGAAGAUGACCAGAUGGGGCUGAAAGUGGGCCCAAAGCUUGCUCUCAGGCAAUGCUCCGGUCCUCACCCGCUUCGUGUCAGAUGGAGACUCAGGGAGGACUCUGCUCUGUGUGGCGUUGCCUUGAGCCCCUUAAAUUAUAAGAUGCCCCCUUCCCAAUCUGAAGCAAAGAAGUAAAUUCUCAGAAUGUUCUCCACUUUUAAGUUGUUCUUGCCCUACAUUUUGUGAAAAACGAUGUCACUUGGGCUUGUCUGCUAGCACGCAGGCCUUCAGGAGACAGAAGGAGGGAACGAACAGCAUGUAACUACUAAUGAGAAGAUUUGGAAGAGACUGAUCCUGUCUGAUCAGAGGACUUACUUCGUUCCAAGACACACGUGUCUGUGAGUGUGGUCUCACUGCAGACGGAGAACGGCAGUCCUGUUCCCUCACACUAACGCUGUCCUGCAGUGAAGCGAAACCUCUCCCUCGUGGGAUUCCACGAAGAGCUCAGAGGCUUCCAGGUGCUCUGCUUCUGAAAAAAUACGAAGACCUAUUGUUCCCUGGGCCCAAAUCUAAAGACCCCAGCCUGGCAUUUAAAGGCUCCCCCGUGCCGAAGACCUGGCCAUCAUCUGCAAUUUUGGCUUCAUCGCUCAUAAAAAUCCUUCAUAGGCUGAAAAUGUUUCCUAGCUAUUCUUUUGCGUCUGUUGGAUUCCUAUGCAUGCUUUUUUAAAAAAAAGAUGUUUAAAAUUGAGGUAUAGUUGCUGUAAGAUGUACUAUGUAAGUUUCAGGUGUAUAAUGUAGUGAUUCCUCAUUUUUAAGGGCUAUGCUCUGUUUAUAGUUAUUAUAAAAUAUUGGCUGUAUUCCCUGUGUUGUACAGUAUAUCUUUGUAGCUUAUUUAUUUUAUACAUGGGAGUCUGUACCUCUU